AUGUGUUUAGUUCACAUUUCUUUGUUGUGGUGGGAGUAUGUGGUUUCUGUUUUGUCUGCUCGCUGCGGUUACCUCAAGUCUUGGGUGUCUCUGCUAGCAAUCUCUGCUCUUCCCCCUCACUUUGAUCUUUGUUGUUCGCUUUCCUUGUUUCUUUCUUUCCUGCGUCUGGAGUCGCAAGAGGACCUCGUGCGGCCUGGGCUGAGCGUUCUUGUCUCCCGUCGCAUGUCUCUUGGGUCGGUUUGUCGUCUGCGCGUGAGAAGCGCGUUAGCGGGGGCCGGGGGUGACACCUGCGGCUGCUGCCGGUACGCGCGCUUCAGCGCGGCCUCCGCUGGCGGGGUCUCCGGAGGCGCGGCGUCUCCCUCCACACCGAAGGCGGCGGCAUCCGCUGCACCGCCGUCGCCCACCAUUCCACGGCGAUGGAUCGGUGAGUUGGCCGCCCAGGUGCACGAAAAGCUCUGCCUAGACCACUGGCAGGCGGCCAUGCGCCUUCUCUCAGCCUUCCCGCCGGCGCCGCAGGGCGCGGCGGCCGGGACUACUACACCCCGCACCUCGAGCUGCGAAUCACUUAUUGCUGAGUUGCUCUAUCAAGGCCACGGGGAAAGCGCCUUUGCCGUCUGGCGCAUUGCCUCUCCACGUUUCAAUUUUGCCCCCUCGCCGACGACGAUGGUGCGGUUUGCGGUUUACACUUUGCUUGUGGAUCGCAAGCCCCAGGAGGCCCUCGAUCUUGUGGCAAUGGCGACCCUGCCAGCGGAGGACGCAGCCGCCGCCGGGCCGCCGCCGGAACACUUUGCGUUAUGGACGACGGUUGUUGCGGCGCUUGCCUCCUUCGACGACGCGACGGGCUCGCGGAAUCGCAUUGUUCAGGUGGAAGGAGAAGUGGAAACCGCCUUCGUAGGUCUGCUGCGCUUGUCACUCCAGCCGCUGCGGCAAGGAGAGACGCGGUUGGGCGUGGAAAGGCUGCAGCUUGGCCUACACGCUCUCGUGUCCCUGGUGUUGCGUGACGGCGGAAGCGAGGCACUGCAAUCCCUUUGCUCCACAGCGUCCUUCGUGCUGCGUGACGCUCCUUCGCUUGACUCCCUCCUUCGCGUCGUGAAGCUUCUUUGCAUGGAACCGGUUGAGUGCAAGUCGCCUGCUUUCGUCUUCGCUGACGUGCCUUUUCUGGUUGCCCGCGUUCUUCCACUGCCGUUGGUGUGUGCAUCCGAAGCGUCCGCCCCGCUGCUGUCGGGGCUAGAGGUGUACAGGAGUUUCUUUAUUGGCAUGGAUGGGCCUCGACCCUCGGACGGCGGAAACGCAUCUUUUCCUUUUAUUACCGCCACGAACGCUGCUGUGCACACAACGGUGGGAGAUGUGCUGUUACGUCGGCUUCUGCAACUGAAUGUUGAGCCGUCCUUGCUUCUUUGCUCCGUAGUUUUGCACGACAUUAACACGACCAGCACGUCUCUCACGACGCGGCUGCUGGAAUUGUCUCUCAGUCGUGAUUUAUGUGACACGCUAUGCCACAGUUUUGGGCGGCAGUUUGUUUCUGUUGCGAAAAGGCUGGUUCAGGAGGCCUCCUUGCGUGGGGCCCGGCCUAUGCCUCUGCUGGGGUUUGUCUCACGGGCAGUUGGUCCGUUUCUAAGGACGGAUGUGCGGCACUACGAGGCAGCGCCACACACCGCCGUGAAUGGCAGUUGCAUUGGUAGAAGCAUUAUUUUUUAUAUUGCUUUGCUCGCCAACUUGGUGGCGGAGGUGCCGACGGCCGAGGUGACGGAGUGGCGGCGUUUUUUGGCUCACGUGACGCGUAAAGUCGUGAAAGGCACGGACCACGGCUGUCGCGCGGCCAUCUCCCAGGAGCUACGGCUACAGCUCCAUCUGCGGUGGUGGCUGCCGGAGUUGUUGACGCUGGUGGAUCCCACACGUGACUGUCUGUUGUCUGCGGCACUGCAGCAUGCCGUUCCCCCAAGCUCGCUAACUGAGUGGGACCAAACGCUGAGCGCAGUGCUGCGCACGCUGCACAGAAAAGAACACGGCAAUAUGGGCGGCAGCAGACUGUGCUGGGCGUCCUUCGGCAGCGCGGCUGUGCAGGACGAGCUCAACGCCGGCGAGGUCGCGGAGUGCUCGCAUGGUGUUCACCGGCUGCUUGUACGCCGCCUCGUCCGCUGGGAGUGGCUUUUGAAAGCCCUUUGGGAGUUCACCCGUGACACCUGUCAAGCUGGUCGUCACAGCACGUGGAAGCGUCUGCUGGACGUCUGCGCCGAGACGCUAAGUCGCUGCAGGGUGUAUCACCGCCACGACAUCGCGAAGGAGCUCAUAGAAACCCUGCUUCUCCCCGCCGCGCCUUUCCUGCCGCCGGCCGCAGAGCCGUCUACCAAAGGCACUUGGUGUGGCGCGACCCUCAUUGGCCUGCUCAUCCGUGGGCCAAGUGAAAUUUGCGUGACAGACGGUACACUUAUGGAGCCACGCUGGCGCCUUGUGGACGAGGUGUCCCGUUGGAUGCCUGUCUCGCAAGGGUGGGACUGCAUGCGAGACUUGCAGGCGUUGUUGCCGCGUGGCCCACACGACGCGGCGCACCGCUUUCUGUCCCUAGAGCACCUUAUAAUUGAUCUCUCAAGCGGCGAGGGGAGGGAUGCGGUGCCUGGCGCCGGUGAACGGGGGCGGGUGGGUAAGGUUUUUGAAUGGUACGAGGAGGCCUGCCGCGGCGACCUCUCGCUGCGAACGCCACAGCUGCUUCUUCCACUUGCGCGAGCCAUGCGUCGGGCCUCGCUUCCGGAGUCGGUAAGUGAACUGGUGAGGAACACGUUUUGCGAUAUUCGACGCGAGUUUCAGGCCCCGCAGCCUGCCUCGACGUCACGGCUGCUGUUGGAGGCGUUACUCUUUUAUUCUGCGCAGCUUGGCUUGGCCACAGCCCGAACGCGGCUUGGUGUGGGCGCAGACGCCCUGGUGGAGCUCUCCCCCGCCGCCUAUGCCGGCGCCAGGGGCAUGGUCGCCGCCUUUGCGGAGACGUACAUUCUUACCUUGUGGCAGCACGACUGUUUUCCUGCUCUGGACGCGAUAUUACUGAAGCCGGCCGCCCAGAAUGCGGAGCCGACUGAGUCGCCAUCGUCAUCAGCGGCUGUUCCAAAGGCCAUCAUCUGCGAAGACUAUUUUGUCUCGGCCGAGAUUGCCUAUCUUUUACCAGCGGCAGAGCGUGAGGCGUUGCGGUUGUUUUUGCUCCUGGCCUUUGCACAACGCUGCGAUAGUUUCUUGUAUACAUCCGCCUUGGGGCGACUUCCUCGAAGCAAAACCGAUGCUGCAAAAGUGGCCGCGUUUGUGGAUCGCCUUGUAGCACAAGAGCCCUCUCUCUUCGCCGCGCUAGGCGCUGUCGCACAGCGUGUGGCGCAGGGGAAGUGGCGCUUAAGUGAGGCCUGUGCCUCCGUUGCCGCCUCGCAUGCGAAGGCUGAGGCGAAGCAAGAGGCGGUCGACAGCAGAGGCAGGGGCAGAAAUGAGGUGCGUACCAUCCGGGACCUGAAUCGUUGCAUUGAUAACUGCGAUUGGGUGACCGCGUUGCAGGCGACUCCGCACGUCCUUAUCGACCCCCUCCACGUUGCGCGCAAAGCGCUGCUCGCGUGUGAAAAGGCUCCAAAAGGGAUGGCCUGGCAAGGCGCAAUGAGCAUUUUUGCCAACUCGGAGCACGCGUGGAAGCAGCAGUCAUCGGAAAAUUCCCUGGGGCCAUGGCAGGCGGCGGAAUCGUUUCGUUUUCGUGCUUCCAUUGGGAUUCAGGAAUGCGGGCGUAUAAUGAUGAUUUUGGCGGAUGCCAGGCGCUGGCGCGAGGCACUGCAGGUAUUUGAACUGCUUGGUCCCAGCGGAAUGGACGGCUUCACCUUUUCCCAGGCCUGUUUCGCUCUCAGUGCCGGUAGCCACCCAGAAUUGGCCAUAGACUUGUGGGCGACGUGGCGGGCGCAUGUCGGUGACACCGUGGAACCGACGGCGCAGAUGUGCGGGCACUUUCUGCGGUGCGGCGUGGCGGGCAACACAGCGGUGGCAGACGCGGCGUGUGUGCUGCUAAAGCUGGCCCUCCACGCACACGCGUGCCCGGAAGUGAGGAGAAACGCGGCAGGUCCGUCCUCGUCGGCGGCGGCUUGUACGCCAGGGACGGCUCUUCCGCUCUCUCUGGAGGAGGGGGAGGACACAAUCAUCGCUCUCCUCCGCGAUCGCUGGCACGAGAGUUGGCAGGAGGCACUGCGGGUGGCCCUCGUGAGUGAAAGACCCCGCAUCAUUCACGCCGUUGCCCGGAACUCGCCCAGCAACUACCACGUGUACGAGGCCGUUGUGCAGCAGGCCACGCGAGACCGUCGACGCCUGUCGCUGGAGGAGAGAUGCACAAUUGCGGGGCACUUGGACCUGAAGACCGCGUUCGCUGCAAAAGGCAGCUCCGUGGGCGGCGGCGAGGACCGUGCCGCGCGUGUGCUGCAGGAACUCUUGGGCGACGAAGAUGAGGAUUAA
Messenger RNA from Trypanosoma conorhini, 4461 nucleotides. RefSeq names its product putative ubiquitin-protein ligase-like. The coding region runs from base 1 to 4461 and encodes 1486 amino acids. NCBI's taxonomy places the organism in Eukaryota, Euglenozoa, Kinetoplastea, Trypanosomatida, Trypanosomatidae. The record is from RefSeq and is a predicted model, not a curated record. The transcript has a single exon.